CGAAUAGCUCCUAUGCGACGUCGUUGAAGAAACGCGUCCAGAAUGCGACGUUGUUGGUGGAUAUAGCUCUCAUGCGACAGCUGAGAUGGCCCAAAUAGCCUAUGUGCGACAGUCGGCCCAGACACAUGUUAGUGGUAGUAUUAUGUGAUCCUCGCGGGUCCCACAACUUAUACACAUCAGCCGAGGGGCCUCAAGCGUGGGUCCCACAACUUAUACACAUCAGCCGAGGGGCCUCAAGCGCGGGAUCCACCAGUUGUCCACGUCACGGCGUGGGACCCACAACUAACAACUGAAAACAGAGCCGCCACUCCCCGGAGCCAUCCAACGCCACCAUUCCGACCGUUGCCCGCACCUUCCACCCCUCUCCCCUCUUCUUCUCGGGCUCCGGCGACAAAUCGCGGCGGCAGAUGUCGAGCGCUUCAUCCUCCCAAUCCUGCUGGCCGCAGUAUGGUCCAGUGCCGAUGACGAGGUGCCCGGAUUGCCCCCGUACCGCACCCCUGAAGCGGCGUGUCACCAUGUCCGACACGCACGGCAAUCUUGGGCGCGAGUAUGUCAAGUGCGACAGCAAGCCAGAGCUGGGGAAGGAUCUACGCAGUUGCAAGCAUUUUGAGUGGUUGGACGAGUACAUCGAUAGGAUUCAAGGUCAAGGCGCAUCCCUGGGGCUGAUGUUGGACAAAUCUGUAGCUCCCACCACCGGCGGGCUUGCUUCAACUGUUGGGAAUGGGGAAGAAUUCAAGGCAGCUGAGUUGAAUGAGCUGAAGCAGAUGCACAAGCAGAUGAAGAAACUCGUGGUUCUGAAGAAGCAGGAUAAUAUGAUGGCUGCAUUCUUUUAUCUUUGUGUAAUUGCUCUUGGGAUUGCUUAUGUGCUGAUCAUUAGUCGAUAGACGAUGAAGUUAGAUAUGAAUGA
Molecule: messenger RNA, 907 nt
Organism: Lolium perenne
Lineage: Eukaryota; Viridiplantae; Streptophyta; Magnoliopsida; Poales; Poaceae
Source: RefSeq, a predicted model, not a curated record